Dryobates pubescens (Downy woodpecker) is the source of this 2830-nucleotide messenger RNA. RefSeq names its product leucine rich repeat and sterile alpha motif containing 1 (gene LRSAM1). Gene Ontology annotation, molecular function: protein binding. Bases 204 to 2387 code for a protein of 727 amino acids. The record is from RefSeq and is a predicted model, not a curated record. The transcript is spliced from 25 exons. NCBI's taxonomy places the organism in Eukaryota, Metazoa, Chordata, Aves, Piciformes, Picidae.
UUUCGGACAUUGCCGGGGCAGGUCCUUGGCAAGAUCGAGAGGAGCCUGGUGGUUCCGGGGGGUGGUACAACUGUCACGGCAGCUCUCCAGCGCCGAGAGCAAAGAGCUGGGGGAGAAGCACAGCCCUGCAGUCCAGGCUCCCCAGCAGACUCUCUGCCCAGACUCUGAUCCCCUGUGCCACUGAGCUCUCGUCAGAGCUGGAGAUGCCUCUCUUCGGCCGCAAGAAGAAGCCCAGCGAGGAGGCUCGGAAGCGCCUGGAGUACCAGAUGUGCCUGGCUAAAGAAGCUGGUGCUGAUGACAUUCUGGACAUCUCCAAAUGUGAACUCUCAGAGGUUCCUUAUGGGGCCUUUGCCACCUGCAAAGUCUUGCAGAAGAAGGUGCUGAUGAUCCACACAAACAAUCUGACAUCCCUAGUUCCAAAGUCCUGCAGCCUCCUGAGCCUCCUAACUCUGAAGGUUCUGGACCUUCAUGACAACCAGCUGGCAUCACUUCCUGCUGACAUUGGCCAGCUGACAUCUCUUCAGGUCCUGAACCUUGAAAGGAAUCUUUUGACAUGUCUUCCACAGUCCAUAGGAGACCUUGCCCAGCUCCAGCUGCUGAAUGUGAAAGGGAACAGGCUGAAGGAGCUGCCCGGCAGCGUGAGCGGCUGGCGCCGGCUGCGCGCCCUGCACCUCAGCGGCAACGCGCUGCGGGCACUGCCGCGGCCGCUGGCGCACGUCCGCACGCUGCAGACGCUGACCUUGGAUGCUUCUUCCAUGACCUACCCAUCAGCUGAGAUCUGCAGUGCAGGCACAGAGGCCAUUCAGCAGUUCCUCUGCAAAGAGUGUGGAAUUGUGUACUACCCUCCCUCACAGUGCCUGCUCCCCACGCAGGAGGAUGAUGGAGGAGGCAGCUCGGUGGCUGGGGUGGACAAGACAGUGCACAAGUACCUGGAGGAGGAGAGUGAGUGGCAGGACAGAUUCUUGGAUUAUGAGAAGAGGAAGGCCAAAAAGCUGCAGGAGAAGCUGGAGUUUGAGCGGCGCCUGGGCCUGGGGCAGAGAGAACACGCUCUGCUCGUGCAGCAGCUGAGCAGCCAGAAGGAUGAGAUCCUGCAGACUGUGAGAGAGGAGCAGCUGAGGCUGGAGGAGGGUCUGACCAAGCACCAGCGCUGCCUGGAAGAGGAGCGCCAGAAGCUGCUGCAGGAGCUGAAGCAGGAAGAGCAAAGCAUCACCAGCAGGAUCCAGAAGCUGCUAGAAGACAACCAGAGGCAAACCCAAAGUUCAGCCCUUCUGAAAUCCUUGGAGAAUGAGAGGAUGAGGAUGGAGCAGCUGAUGGCAAUAACGCAGGAGGAGACGGAGCAGCUGCGCAGGAGGGAGGUGGCUGCUGCCAUGCAGCAGAUGCUGGCUGAGAGCUACAAGAACAGCCUGCUCCAGACGUCCUCCGAGGCGCGGCGGCAGGACCUCGUCAGCCAGGCCUGCUCCAGCCUGGCUGAGACAGACCAGAAGUUCCAGCAAAUCCUGGCCUGGCAGCAGCUGGAUCAGAACAAAGCUGUUGGUGAGAUCCUGCAGCAGAUCGAGAUGCAGAAAGCUGCCUUUGAAGCGCUCCAGGUGAAGAAGGAUCUCAUGCACAGGCAGAUCAGGAACCAGAUUAAAUUAAUAGAAAGAGAGUUAUUGCAGCUGACACAGCUGGAGUUAAAGAGGCAAGAACUGGACACAGAGACGCUGCAGGAGGAGAUCACGGAGCAGCGCCAGGCGCUGGGCUGCCUCCUGCAGCAGCUGCUCAAAGACAAGAAGCAGAGGGAAGAGGAACUGCAACAGCUCCUGCUGGAGAUGGAGGCCGAGGGCCAGGCCAGGCAGGAGCACUAUUGGCUGAUCCAGUACCAGCGCCUGCUCGACCAGAAGCCUCUCUCCCUGAAGCUGCAGGAGGAGGGCCUGGAGCAGCAGCUGGUGAGCCUCCUGCUGGAGCUGGCUGCUGAGCAGUACCUGCCAGUCUUUGCCCACCACAGGCUCUCCCUGCAGGCACUCAGCACCAUGACUGCCAGCGACCUGCAAAAGGUCGGGGUGCGGGAGGCUGGCCUGCAGCUUGCCAUCCCCCAGCGGGCUCAGAGGAUCCUGGCUGCAGCCAGCACCAUCCCAGAGCUCCCGGGAAGGGCGGACAGCGAGGCCCCGGCGGGCCCCCAGCCCAGCGCCCCCCUCGAGGAGCCUCCCGGCCCCGCCGGCCCCACGGCUCCCCCGCUGGGCUGGGAGCAGAAGGCAGAGUGUGUGGUGUGCAUGGAGCAGGAGAGCCAGAUGGUUUUCCUGCCCUGUGGCCACGUCUGCUGCUGCCAGCGCUGCUGCCAGCGGCUGCAGGCCUGCCCCCUGUGCCGCCGGGAGGUGACGCAGCGCAUCCGCCUCUUCCACAGCAGCUAGGCAGGAGCCCAGGCCGCCAGCAGCACCUCCACCGCCCCUUCUGGGGCCACCUCCCUCUUCUGCUCCCUGGCAGCAUUAAAGACACCUGCAGAGCAUGCCCAGCACUGCCCUCCCCGUGCACAGCUGCACCCGGGAGUCUCGGCAGCCUCCCUGGCCUCUGAUGGCUUCUCGGCCUCUGCCUCGGGCUCCUUCUUCACCUCUGUCCCCUCCUCCUGCCUGCCUGCCCAGCAUCCCCUUGCCUGGGGGCCCUGGGGGGUGGGACUGGGUACCCCUGUGCCCCCUCCUCUCUGGGUGAUGUGUUUGCCUUCAGAAAUGGCCUUACUCAGCAGGGACUGGGUUGGUGCCACCUCUGCAGCCUUGCAGCUCCCUGUCUGUGGGCAGGGCACUGCCAUGCUCCUGCAUAGCCCCAGCUGGGCCAAUCUCCUGGGGGGGCACCCAGCCAG